This is a messenger RNA of Closterium sp. Yama58-4, 546 nucleotides long. Lineage: Eukaryota; Viridiplantae; Streptophyta; Zygnematophyceae; Desmidiales; Closteriaceae. The record is from the annotation of a GenBank genome assembly.
AUGAGGAACUCUGUCCAAAUCCUACUCGUCGCCGCCCUCCUGGCUGUCGCUGUUGCCGUGGACGGGGCCACGAUUGACGACUCUGUAAGCAUCAGCUCAGAGGAUGUUGACAAAGCACUCUCUACCCUCCGAGCGUCUCCUUAUGCCAAGUCAGCCCCAAUCCUCGAGAGGUUCUUCCGAACCAUCAAGCGGGUGAACGGAACCGCCAAGGCAACGCCUGUGACGGUCCUGCAGCCGAUAAACCCGCUCAAAGUGGUGCGCAAUUGGUGGCGCUUCUCCGCGGGCGAGCGCAGGAGCGUGGCGCGCUACCACAUGCUCAAGGGCGUGUACGGCAAGAGAAAGCUCCGCAACGCCGCGCGCUUCACCAAGUUCCCGACAUACGAGGGCGGAAAGGUCACCAAGCUGUCCGGCAGGAUCCUGCCCACCGUGGUUCUCAAGGGCGGCUCGGACAUUCUCCCCGCUGUGGUCGUCUAUCCCAACUUCUAUAUCACCAAACACUUUGCGCUGCACAUCAUCUCCACCUCCUUGACCCCUGGCGACGUUUGA